Molecule: messenger RNA, 1241 nt
Organism: Acyrthosiphon pisum (pea aphid)
Lineage: Eukaryota; Metazoa; Arthropoda; Insecta; Hemiptera; Aphididae
Gene: mRpS28
Product: mitochondrial ribosomal protein S28
Cellular component (GO): mitochondrial small ribosomal subunit
Source: RefSeq, marked provisional
AGUAUGCUUGAUGGCACGGAUUGAAAUAUUGAAUUGAUUGAUCAACUCGCUAUCCACGCUUCUUAAUUUGUCUACAAUUCUACUUUUAAAAUAAUACAUUCAAGUUAAUUUGGUAAAUUAAUUUUUUGUCUAAAAUGGCAAGUGCAUGCCGAAUAUUUUGUAGAAACAUUAACAAUACACCAUUAUCAAAAAUAAUUACAACAAAAUUACGAGUGUCUACAAAGAAAUUUAUUCGACCUUAUAGUGAACAACAAGACAAGUUAGCUACUUUAAAACAUGGUGCUUUUGCUGAGUUUUAUGAAAAAACCAAAGAGAACAAACUAGUUGUUGAAGAAGACCAAGACUUUGAAAUGCUAUUGAGGAAUUCAAAUUUUAUAAAUCUUGGUGAUCCCGAGGGUAAACAAGUGAUCGGAACUAUAUUUCAUAUUGUUGAUAAUGAUUUGUACAUUGACUUUGGAUGGAAAUUCCAUUGUGUUUGUACAAGACCAAUAAAAAAUGCUGAUUCUUUUGUACGAGGAUCACAAGUAAAAUUGAGAAUCAAAUCCUUAGAAUUAGCUACCCGGUUUUUGGGCUCUGAAAAAGAUUUAACUCUACUCGAAGCAGAUGCAGCACUUUUGAGUCUUCACAAACCAAUAAAAUAUUAGAGAUACUGUAUUUCAUAGGUACUUUUACUUGUUGUAAAAUUAUAUUUGUUUAGCAAUUUGUUAUGUAUGUUAAUUUUAAAAUGCUUGUAAAAUAAAAGGUUUGAUUUAUAUAAAUUAAUUUUAUAAUUGUAUUAUUAACUAAUAUUAGAGUUUGGAAGUUGUAACUUAUAGGAGUUAGAAUUGAUAAAAUAAUACAUUUUCAUACAAGAAAUAUUAACCAGUUCAGUUCGGCAGUUCCUAAAUGUACACAUUUUUUUGAAUACUUGAUUCAUACAAAUAAUACUUGUGGUUGAAUGAUGAUAUGUGAUGAAAAUACCCAAAGUUUAAUUGUUUAUGUUAGUCUGCCAAUUGCCAUAUCCUAAAAGCAUAAAAAAAUCUUGUAAAUAACUUCCCGAAUCCCAGUAAUUUUUUGUUAGUUAUUACUAGUGUCGUUUACUCAAUCCAUUUUGAAUCCAACUGCCUGAUGGUUUCAUAGUAUUUGAAUCAUUUUUUGAAUUAACAUGUUCAUAUAUUAUAAAACCAAAAUUUUAUUUAAUUGACUUAUUUGUUCAAGAUUUAUCUAUAAAAUGUUCAAACUGAAUUAAAAAUAAAUUAUUG